UUUGGACACAAUAUUUGAAUUGGAAAAAUCAUCAUCAAAAAGUUCAGAAAUUUGUGAAUUAAAUUAAUUUCUCUAUUAAAUACGUAGUUAAAGACUAUUCAAUAUGCCGGAUCAUUUAGGAGACGAUAUGAGGAAGGUGAAGGUAGAAGAAAAGGAAAAAGAGGAGAAAGAAAUUAAAGAUCUCGAUGAAGGUGAUAUUGAGCUGCUCAAAACUUAUGGACAGGGUCAAUACCAUAAGAGUAUCAAGACAAUAGAGGAUGAUAUUCAGAAAGCGAUAAAACAAGUAAAUGAAUUGACUGGAAUUAAGGAAAGUGAUACAGGAUUAGCUCCACCAGCUUUAUGGGAUUUAGCAGCUGAUAAACAGACACUCCAGAAUGAGCAGCCAUUGCAAGUAGCUCGCUGCACAAAGAUCAUUAAUGCUGAUUCAGAUGAUCCAAAAUAUAUAAUUAAUGUCAAGCAGUUUGCUAAAUUCGUAGUAGAUUUAGCUGAUUCCGUUGCACCGACAGACAUAGAAGAAGGAAUGCGCGUUGGCGUUGACCGAAAUAAAUAUCAAAUUCAUAUUCCUUUACCACCAAAAAUUGAUCCAACAGUUACAAUGAUGCAGGUCGAAGAUAAGCCUGAUGUCACGUACUCGGAUGUUGGUGGAUGUAAGGAACAGAUUGAAAAGCUUCGAGAAGUCGUUGAAACUCCAUUACUUCAUCCAGAAAAGUUUGUUACACUCGGUAUUGAGCCACCAAAAGGAGUUUUACUCUUCGGACCUCCUGGAACUGGUAAAACAUUGUGUGCUCGAGCAGUCGCCAAUAGAACUGAUGCAUGCUUUAUUCGUGUCAUUGGAUCAGAAUUGGUUCAAAAGUAUGUCGGAGAAGGUGCUCGAAUGGUCCGUGAAUUGUUUGAAAUGGCUAGAAGUAAGAAAGCAUGUUUGAUCUUUUUUGAUGAGAUUGAUGCUAUUGGCGGUGCCCGAUUUGAUGAUGGUGCUGGUGGAGAUAAUGAAGUUCAGAGAACUAUGUUGGAAUUAAUUAAUCAACUUGAUGGUUUUGAUCCUCGAGGAAAUAUUAAAGUUCUUAUGGCUACAAAUCGACCAGACACAUUAGAUCCAGCAUUAAUGCGUCCUGGACGUCUCGAUCGUAAAGUAGAAUUUGGAUUGCCUGAUUUAGAAGGAAGAACUCACAUUUUUAAGAUUCAUGCUCGCUCAAUGUCAGUCGAACGUGAUAUUCGCUUCGAAUUACUUGCUCGAUUAUGUCCCAAUUCGACUGGUGCUGAAAUCAGAUCAGUAUGCACAGAAGCUGGUAUGUUUGCGAUUCGUGCAAGACGUAAAGUAGCAACAGAAAAGGACUUCCUUGAAGCCGUGAACAAAGUCAUUAAGAGUUAUGCUAAAUUCUCAGCAACACCACGCUACAUGACUUAUAAUUAAGCAUAUAUUUGAUGUACUUUAGGUUCCACAUUUAUUAAUAUUCGUGUAUUUUCAUUUUUUUUCAUGAUUAAUAAAAAUUUCUUCUG
This is a messenger RNA of Chironomus riparius, 1497 nucleotides long. Lineage: Eukaryota; Metazoa; Arthropoda; Insecta; Diptera; Chironomidae. The record is from the annotation of a GenBank genome assembly.